GUUGCUGAUAGCUGGGCAUGAGUAUUAUUACUACUUCGGUACAUAGCCCUUUCUUGAGUCUAGGUCCAACCAAUGCCAUUAGGGUUUACAAGAAGUUGCUGCCCAGCGAUGGAUUCGUCUGCGGCCGACUGUCCUCUUUCCAGUGUUGUUGCAGGGGAAAAGACGACGAUCCAGCAACACACCAAGGUUUCUCAAUUCUCAAAACAAAUGCACAAGUUGAUAUUGGAAAUGUAUGGAGCUCUGUAGGUUUUUACGUAUUUGGCAUUCACGUUCCAUUAAGUUUUGGUGGUUUGUCUGCCGCCGCGAAGUUAUUGCAACAGCCUCUUCUCAAUCCACAGAUUGCGGCAUUCUUAUUACUUGGAAUCCAAACCCUAGAGCUUGGAAUUGUUUUGCUACUUUUAAAGCGUCCUGGGAAGCCUCAAUAUGAUCUUGCAGAUUUCUUCCAUGGUAGCAAAUCUUCGAAAGGAAGAAGCAUAUUAUUAGGAGUAGCUCUUGGCUUUGGAUUUCUUUCUUCAUUGGUUUUCAUUACUUCAUAUUUUGCUGAAAUAUUGAUAGGCUCUAAGGAUGCCAACGAUCCCUUUGUUAAGGAUGUUCUUUGUAGCAGCUCAAGCUCCAUAGUGUGCAGUGUUCUUGUCUACAGCAUUGUAACGCCGCUGCUGGAAGAAGUUGUUUACAGAGGCUUUCUUCUAACAUCGCUAGCCGCCUCCGAUAUGGAAUGGCGACAAGCGGUUGCAUUGAGUUCUCUUGCAUUCAGCGCGGCUCACUUCUCCGGCGAGAAUUUCUUACAGCUUUUUAUUGUCGGAAUCGUACUCGGAUCCUCCUACUGCUGGACAGGAAACCUCGCUGCACCUUUAGCUAUACAUUCGUUGUAUAAUUCCCUCAUUAUGCUUUCAGUGUUCAUCUCAUGAAUCCAUUUUCAAAAAUUGUGGAUAGUGUCAAGCCUUAGCCAUGUCAAUUUCUUCUUCAUUAACUGCAGAUUGUUGGAUCUUAGGCAUGGCUGUAAUUUGAAUAUUUAUUUAUUUAUUGGCAUAUGGCGAAUCACGUUUUUAGAAA
Molecule: messenger RNA, 1053 nt
Organism: Andrographis paniculata
Lineage: Eukaryota; Viridiplantae; Streptophyta; Magnoliopsida; Lamiales; Acanthaceae
Exons: 4
Coding region: 18-908 (296 amino acids)
Biological process (GO): CAAX-box protein processing
Cellular component (GO): membrane
Molecular function (GO): metalloendopeptidase activity
Source: RefSeq, a predicted model, not a curated record